Molecule: messenger RNA, 2174 nt
Organism: Pangasianodon hypophthalmus (striped catfish)
Lineage: Eukaryota; Metazoa; Chordata; Actinopteri; Siluriformes; Pangasiidae
Exons: 3
Coding region: 120-338 (72 amino acids)
Biological process (GO): G protein-coupled receptor signaling pathway
Cellular component (GO): heterotrimeric G-protein complex
Molecular function (GO): G-protein beta-subunit binding
Source: RefSeq, a predicted model, not a curated record
UGGCAACCCUGAUCAGGAGGCGGGUGUUGGGUGAGUUCAGUAUCUAACUGCGAACGCUUCCGGUUUCUCUUUCUGGGCGUUUAAAGUUUUUUAAGUGGUGAAUCUUUAAACUGGUCGUCAUGUCGAACAACAACGCCACCAGCACCAGCCUGGCCGUCGCUCACAAAGCCGUGAAACAGCUGCGGCUGGAGGCCAGCGUCCGCCGCAUUACCGUCUCUCAGGCAGCCACAGAUCUGAAGAAUUUCUGUCUCCAGAACGCUCAUAAAGACCCGCUGCUGAUGGGCGUCCCGUCCGGCGAUAACCCCUUCCGCCCUCCCAAAUCCUGUGGCCUGCUCUGAGGUGAUGGUCAUCUGAAAAGACUUCGUGGAGCAACACACACACACACACACACACACACACACACACACACACACUCUCUUCACUUUACUACAGUGUUGUGAGCAGUCUUGUUGCUGGACGUCUUGCUCCUACACUGUGCAUGAUCCACGUGUAGCUCUUCCUAAACCGCAGUAUCGUAUUCACACUAAACCAGUCCUGGCUGAAUGGCCCAUUUCCUGCAUCCUCAAGUGAGAAAACUGUUACGAAAAAAAAAAAAAAAAAAAAAGACGACCUUUGAGUUCUUCGAGUUCGGACAUGGAAUUUAAAAUGAUUUAAAAUGAUGAGACAUGAAGUGGACCAUUCAAAGCAGGAUUGAACUGUUACAUAUAUAUUUUUUAUUUCAUUUUUUUUUUAUUUUGGGAGUUAAUGUGGUCACUUCCUUACUAUAUUAAAGAUGGAGAAUCCUUUCAUACACUUGUAGAGUCUCUCUAGGUACUGUAAUUUCAAGACUACAAGUAGCUCUGGACUUUAACGUACAGCCUUCAAAAUUCUGUCUGCUUUUGGAAAAAAAAGGUUUAUAUAAUUCUACAUAUCUGUCGCUUCAUCACUUCAUUAUUUUUUUGUUUGAACUGCUAGGAAAAAGUCACUCUGCUGUCCUUUACUGGUGUAAUGUAAUGUUUGUCCUGAUACUGUAGUGUUACAGCCCUAUUCUGUCAGGUGUGUGAAAUAUGAAACCUUCAUUAUAAGGUAAUUCACUUUAUAAUGGGGUUCUGAUUGUCCAUGGAAGAUCAUUACUAUAAUGCUACUUUCUGCUAUUAUUAGACUUUUCAGUGCUGUGUUAGUGCUAAGUUAAGAACACUAACUGAUGGGGCAAUCUACCGUAAUCACUGGAGUAACAUGUCUACCGUAAAUACACUAAACAAAAAGAAGCUUAAAUCUAGAACCCUUAUGAGUCCCUGUGGGGAAAUGAUUUAAGAUUCCUUAUAAAAACUUACAAUAGAGUGUUUCCCUAUUUACAAAGGGCUACCAGUAAAACCUUACGACGUUAGGAACCCUUACCUGUCUGGAGAACCUGUGAGGAACUUGUGUUUUUCUAAGAAAGUAACAAAAGGGCACAUUAGAAUGAAGUGAAUAGGUUUUCUUCAUUGUACAGAAAGCAGCAAGCUGCUAGACAUUUCCUGUUGUCUUUGCCUUCUGGAAGCUUUUCUACCUUUUUAUCAAACUUUUCAGAAUCACUAGCUUCACCUGCUAGCUUUUAUAUGAAAAAUAGGAGAGAUUAUUAGAGGUUUCUAACAUUAAGGUGUAGAUUUUUCAAAAGCGGCCCUUUAUUAAUUUAUUAACAAUAGAUUUAUAUCAUGGAAAAGGUUGUGCAGUGUUGGUUUAUUGAUUCAUGUUGGUGUUAUUUUCCACACUGGUUCUGCUCUUCAUUAGACCGAGAUUAUGUUUAGCGCUAAAUCCAAACACAUUCCUGACCACAGAUUAUGUACAGUAAUCAUUACACACACACACACACACACACACACACACACACACACUGAUGCUCCUGGAAAUCCUGACCUGCAAACUGCAUAAUUACUAAUCACUAAUUAGAAAGCUUUAUAACACUACAGAGAUAUCAACACUGCAAAAUCCACUGUGCUUCUGAUUCUAUGUUUUGGGUAUUUUUUUUUUUCUAAUUUAGGAGGAAAAACUGUGUAUCUGUAUUGUCACAUCCAGCAAAGUAUGAAAAAUAAACACUGAUCCAGUCAUGACUUUAUCUCUGUUCAUUCUGAUGUAGCUCUGAUGAGACUGUUGAAUCUGUGUGCCUUACAGUGGAAUUGUACAUUUUUCAGUAAAGCUACAUACUUUACCUCUGA